Gadus morhua (Atlantic cod) is the source of this 3053-nucleotide messenger RNA. It is a transcript of the gene btbd10a, whose product is annotated as BTB (POZ) domain containing 10a. The record is from RefSeq and is a predicted model, not a curated record. Gene Ontology annotation, cellular component: cytoplasm. Gene Ontology annotation, biological process: positive regulation of phosphorylation. Gene Ontology annotation, molecular function: protein binding. Bases 274 to 2094 code for a protein of 606 amino acids. Lineage: Eukaryota; Metazoa; Chordata; Actinopteri; Gadiformes; Gadidae. The transcript is spliced from 9 exons.
AGUUCUCGCGAUAUUAUUCUACCAAGUCCGCUUUUAAAACCCAAACAAAUGGUCUUCGGCAAGUUUUUGGAGGAAAAAAACAAAAAGGGGUAGUCAGUCCUCAUUGACUAAUUCAGCAAUUGCAUAUGGGAUUAUAGACUGCAACAUACAUAUUUUCCUUGGAAUGUAACUCGAAGAGAAUCGGAGACCAGCCUUUGCAGUUGAGGAUGCGUAGGAACAGCGAAUGAGUUUGGCACAAUGGAGUCUGUGAAAUAAUGCAGAAGUUGGCAAGUAAUGAGCGAGGAUGCUGAACCUGCUGGCAAGCCCGCUUUGUUCGGAGGAGCACAAGCCUUCUGCGCCGCUGUCAUUCCGCAGCUCGUCCCCUGCUGCUUUGUCUUUAGUUUGCCCGGUGAUCCUGACUGUGAGCAGCAUCGUGGCUCGUCCGUUCCGGACCAUCCCGACCCACAGCAGCAUCCCGCCAGCGGCAUGAGUGCGUACGGAGCGGGCGCGUCUGCGUUCGGUGCGGCCGGUGGCGGCGGCGCUGCCGAUCACUACAGGGAGCACCAGCGGCGGCGCUCCGGCGACCGCUCCCGGGACUCCUCCCACGAGCGCGGAGAGUGCCAGCUCACGCCCUGCAUCAGGAACGUCACCUCGCCGACGCGGCAGCACGACCGCGAGCGCGGCGACGGGGGCUCCUCCUCGCGGUCGUCCAGCCCCCGGCCCCCCAGGGCCCAGCUGCCCUUCUCCCCCAUCGGAGGAGCCCUGAUGGGCGUGCUGCCCCACCCCAAACCCCUGGGCGUGUCCCUCGCCCACGGGCCCUGCGACAUGAUCUACGUGUACGACGUGGGCCCCAAGGAGGGUCCGCGCGGCGUGCUGCGCGCCGGAGAGAGGGUCACGCUCAUCGUGGACAACACCCGAUUCGUGGUGGACCCCGCCAUCUUCACGGCCCAGCCCAACACCAUGCUGGGCAGGAUGUUUGGUUCUGGGCGAGAUCACAACUUCACACGACCCAAUGAGAAAGGAGAGUUUGAGGUUGCGGAUGGAAUCAGCUCCACAGUCUUCAGGGCUAUACUGGAUUACUACAAGUCUGGGAUAAUCCGCUGCCCGGAUGGCGUCUCCAUUCCCGAGCUGAGGGAGGCGUGUGACUACCUCUGCAUCUCCUUCAACUACAGCACCAUCAAGUGCAGAGACCUCAGCGCCCUGAUGCACGAGCUGUCCAACGACGGGGCGCGGCGUCAGUUCGAGUGCUACCUGGAGGAGAUGGUGCUGCCGCUGAUGGUGGCCAGCGCUCAGAGCGGCGAGCGCGAGUGUCACGUGGUGGUGCUCACGGACGACGACGUGGUGGACUGGGACGAGGAGUACCCGCCCCAGAUGGGAGAGGAGUACUCUCAGAUCAUCUACAGCACCAAGCUGUACCGCUUCUUCAAGUACAUCGAGAACCGCGAUGUGGCCAAGUCUGUGCUCAAGGACAGGGGCCUGAAGAAGAUCCGGCUGGGGAUAGAAGGCUACCCGACCUACAAGGAGAAGGUGAAGCGGCGGCCCGGGGGUCGCCCGGAGGUCAUCUACAACUACGUCCAGCGGCCCUUCAUCCGCAUGUCCUGGGAGAAGGAGGAGGGCAAGAGCCGCCACGUGGACUUCCAGUGCGUCAAGUCCAAGUCCACCACCAACCUGGCGGCCGCGGCCGCCGACAUCCCCCAGGACCAGCUGGUGGUCCUGCAGCCCUCCGGGCCCCCGGUGGACGAGCUGGACACCCUGCCGGGGCACCACCCCCCCCUGCCCCCGCCGCUGCCCCCCCCGGGCUCUGAAAGCCUCUACCUCCACCAGCGGGUGCCGGGCCACGACGCGGUCUCGGUGGGCCUCCAGCUCCCGGCCUCGCUGCUCCAACCCGCCAGCCCAGAGGGCGGAGCCGCAGCCGCCCACCCCCCGGUGCACGCUCACGACAUGGGCAGCCACCACCACCACCAGCCCCCGGCUGCAGAUGGCCCCGGCCUGCUGCCACACCCCCUGGCCAGCAGUAGCCAACAGCAGCAGCAACAACAACACAGCCCCAACCCCCCCUCUCAGUCGGCCUACCACUAUGAGCCAGACCCUGACUCUCCGUCACCCUCUGCAUGAAACGGACUACCCCCCCCAACGACCACGCCCCACCCCCAUGUCCCCCCAUUGCGCCUGGCCAUCGGCCCUUUUGCCUUCUCUUGCACACAUGCGACCUCAAAGCAGAAAGACUGUUGAGAGGAAUUAGCACUUGACACACGCCGCCGCCGACGGAUCAAAGCACAGUACGCACAUGGAAAACCCCCACCCUAUGUUUUAUUUGUGCCGACUUUUUUUACCGACCAAAGGAGAUGUUUUUGGCAGCAUUGUUUGUACGUCCACAUCGGAAGGAGAAAGUUCCUCAGAUUAGGAUUCGAUAUUACCUGGGAUAUGCGUCUGCAUGUAAGUAGUACUUCGGAAUUAGGAUGCUGUGAUACUCUGGAUAUGCGUCUGCAUGUCGGUAGAUGGGGUGGAUACGCAACACCGUACCUUACACUGAGGUGAUCACUAUGCUGUUCGACAGUUCGCUGAAUGGGAUGGUUCACUUUUCUAUUCCAAGUUUUCGACACAUGGCCACCCUUCUAGACGGCUUUGAUUGGCCUACAUCCCAGAAACUCAUGUUGGCUUGUUUUACAAAUGCUUUUUUAUGCUCACCCCAAGAGAUAAUGUAGUUAUUUAAUUCACUGAAACAUAAAUCAGCCUUAUGUUUGGGGACAUACAGACAGAUACACACAUUGUAGUAGUAAAAUGCUGUUUACACCUGGGUCACAACAAGACUACCAAUUAGUUCUCCACAGUGUCCCGUAGAACUCGGGAGCGCCUCAACAUGGUCUGACGUAUCUAGCUAGGAUAUCAACAUGUUUCAUUGUACUGACAAGCUGAGAGGGUAUUGAGUAUAAUCCCUAGUUCCUAGACAGGUAAAAAGCCAAAUUAAUGUUUGUGGUGAAAAAUUUGAAGCCAUGUGCUCAUGAAAGGAGCAAACAAUAUAGAUGUGAAUAAUUUGCUGCUAUCGUACUCAUGAAAUAAAAUUAGUGAUUCUA